CCUCCUCUCUCGGAAGUUCGUUAGUGUCAAAGAUGGAGGAGGUUAGAGCUUGGAGCGCUGCAGAGACUCGCAAACUAAUAACUUUAUGGAGUGAUGCGAGCAUUCAAGCUAAGCUUGAAAGUAGCUACAGAAAUAAACCUAUUUACGAGCGUAUAGCUGAAGACAUGCGUAAAGAAGGUUACGACCGAAACUGGCUCCAAUGCCAAAGAAAAAUGAAACAUUUGAAGACAAGCUAUAAGAAGGCGAAAGACGCUAACAACCGAAGCGGCAAUGGAAGGACAACUUGUCCUUUUUAUGACGAGCUGGAUUUAGUCCUGGGUGACCGACCCACAACACAGCCACUAACUGCUUUUGACUCAGCUACACCGGAAGACGAGGAUGAAGACCUUGAAGAACCAACUGUUGACAGCUCUGCUACAGAGUCAUUUGACAGUACAACCACAGAAGAUACCACUUCAGAGCCUGGCAUAACAACAACGGACAGCAGCUCUACAAAAGCAGGACCCCAGAUUGCACCUAGAGAAACAGUGGGGCGUUUCAAGGGUAAAAGAAAGCGAACAAGGAUGGAAGCCACCGUUGACGUCUUAACUAAGACCAUGACUGCUCAGUUUGAGCAAGAAGCCAAACUACAGCUUCAGAUGCAGGCGGCACAACAUGAACACGAAUUAAGGCUCUUCAAUGUCUUUGUUAAUGCUUUUGCAACCAGCCAACCCUCAUCCACACACAUUGCACCACAGCACAACACACCUCCCUUUUACAGUGGUCCUCAUUUCCACCAUUCAUCAGUGCCCCAUUUUCCUUUUCCUCAAUCUCACUUUGUUCCUCCUUCCAUUAACGAAAUGAUUGCCUUACCACCAAGCCAGGUCAACCACACUGAUGAGCAGAAUAGACUGGAUGAAAUGCACUACAACCUCUAAUAUUUUUAAAUAACUAGCACAGUAAUAUAAUUUACUGCUUUAAUAUUUUUGAUUUCAAUCUCGUGUUGUUUUAGAUUAACUCUUGACACACUGAAUGUAAUUUAUUUAUUUAUUUAUUUUUUUGAUGAAAAAUGUUAUACAAAGAGUAUUUUAAUAGAGAUUUUAUUGUUACAUUUGUAAAUGAUUAAAUAUAUUUGCAAAAAGCAUUUAUGACAGACUACAUGUUAAGUUGAAAAUUGUAGAAUUACAAGUUAUGUACAA
Misgurnus anguillicaudatus (oriental weatherfish) is the source of this 1178-nucleotide messenger RNA. The record is from RefSeq and is a predicted model, not a curated record. Lineage: Eukaryota; Metazoa; Chordata; Actinopteri; Cypriniformes; Cobitidae.